CCUGCCGCCAGCGCCGCGCUCGCCCAGCCGCCCUGCGCAUCGCUCCGGCCGCACCGUCCGCACCAUGAAGGCGCUGCUGCUCGCCGUGCUGGCCGCGGUGCUGUGCGUGGAGAGAGCCCACACACUCGUCUGCUUUUCCUGCUCGGAUGCCUCCUCCAACUGGGCCUGCCUGACGCCUGUCAAGUGUGGAGAGAAUGAAAACCACUGCGUGACGACGUACGUCGGAGUGGGGCUCGGCGGCAAAUCCGGCCAGUCCAUCUCCAAGGGAUGCUCCCCCAUCUGCCCCAGCGCCGGCAUCAACCUGGGCAUCGCGGCUGCCUCCGUUUACUGCUGCGACUCCUUCCUGUGCAACAUCAGCGGCUCCAGCAGCGUCCGAGCCAGCUCCACCAUCCUGGCCAUGGGCAUCCUCAUCAGCCUCCUCUACGUGCUCCAGGCUCGCCAGUGAUGGGGCUGCCCGAGGAGGAGCCGCCUCCCACGGCUCUCCUUAGCCAAUAUCUUCUCUGUUGCUGUCUGCAAGGAGAUGCUCUGCUGCUCAGCAGGCUUCCGAGGUGGUUGUUUCCCAGACUUUUUUGCUCUUCCAAGCGUUGGAGACCUGGCUGAGCUGUUCUCCUCCUCCUCCUGUGGACGUCUCCCGCUGCACUCUCGCUCCUCCUUCGCCAAGGUGGAUCAUUUUGGAAGGGUUUCUGCUUUUUUCUACCUAUCAAUAACAACCCCCCCUCCCUCCCCCCUCGUUUCUAAGGUUGGUUAAACCAGGCUGGGACUCGCUGAGAACAGAUUGACCCCGAGCACCACCAGGUCUGCUCCAGCACGUGGGUGGCACAGGCAGUGGGAAUGCAGGAUCCAAAGGGAGACACAUUCCUGGCCCCUCGCAGCUGCAGUCUCUUUUUAUAAAAUGGUCUCGUUUCUUCUGAUCCUGGGCUGACUUUUCUGGAAAAACCAAUGCCAUGUACCUUGUCCUUCCAAGUUCUGUAAGUGCCAGACCUGAAUAAACUUGCUCCUGUUGUUACCUGA
Messenger RNA from Catharus ustulatus (Swainson's thrush), 1011 nucleotides. Its product is annotated as lymphocyte antigen 6E. The transcript has 3 exons. The record is from RefSeq and is a predicted model, not a curated record. Gene Ontology annotation, molecular function: acetylcholine receptor inhibitor activity. The coding region runs from base 65 to 445 and encodes 126 amino acids. NCBI's taxonomy places the organism in Eukaryota, Metazoa, Chordata, Aves, Passeriformes, Turdidae.